AUGGCGAGACGCAAGAAGAACAACCCAAAGCCUGAUACAAGAGCUAAGGUGACUGAAUCUCCAUUGCUCCAUGCGACGUAUGAGGGUCAGAGGUCUGAGGUCGAUGAAGCUGUUCCGGAGGAGAUGGAAGAAGUGUUUACAGAUUCGAUGGUGGAUUUUCCAGAAAUUGGAAUUCAAGGACCAAUUGAAUUUGAUGGAGAUUCAUCUGGAGGUAAGAAAAUAGGCAAGACAGAGGAGGAGCUGGCUGCAGAUGUAGGUGAUUUUCAAAGCCAGGCGAUGGAUAAAUGGUCCCAGUUCCGAGCCUUGCUUCCAAAUCAAGGAGGGGCCAAACUCAGCUUUGAGGAACCAAUUAUUCGCGAGGGCCAACGAAUAGCUCAAGUCGACUUGGAGGAGAUCCAAGUUGAAAUCUCUUUUUGGAAUUCAGCGGUGGUAUGUCAGGAACUUGGGGCUAACCCUCUGUUUGUUGUGUUUGAAGGAUUUAUUAAGAGGAUUUGGGGUAAACUUGGUAUUGAGAGAAUUGCUAGGCUGAAUAAUGGUUUUACACUUGUGAAAUUUCGCGAUGAAGUCACUAGAGAUCUGGUUUUGGAAGCUGGGGUGCUACAUUUUGAUAGAAAACCAGUGAUAGUGAAGCCUUGGUCUGCUGAUUUAGACACACUUAAGGCAGUGAAAUCUGUUCCUGUUUGGGUAAGAUUGCCAGGGCUUGGGCUGCAAUAUUGGGGCACUAAGUGUUUGAGUGCUCUUAUGAGCACGAUUAGGGUACCAAUUUUGGUCGAUAAAGUUAUUAAGGACAGGUCUAUGAUGCAAUUUGCUAGAGUUUUAGUGGAUAUAGAACUCUCGGAGGAUCUCCCUAAAUCUGUUCAGUUUCUCAAUGAGAAAGGACAACUAAUGGAACAGCUUCUGGAAUUUGAGUGGCUUCCUACUCAAUGUAGAGGCUGCAAAGUGUAUGGCCAUACAGAAAGAAUGUGUAAUAAGAAGCAAAAUGAGACUUGGAGGCAGAAAAACCGGAAUGGAGAGGAAGAGGCUAGACAAGGUCCAGUGGAUCAGACGCUAUUAUCAGAGGAUAAAGAUGCUUUGAAUGGGAGUAUAGAUGCUGGUUCUCAGAAAUCGGUUACUAAGGAUUUGGCUAAGCCCCAGGAGAUGUCAAAGCAACUGGAGCCUGUGACAUCUGCAGUAAAGCAUGAUGUUACACCAGAUACGAAUUCCAGUGACAGAGGUACUUUGGAUUGGGUUACCCCAAAACGGGUUGGAGGAAAUAAGAAGGCUACUCAUAAGGCAAAGAACACGUUGACGAAUUCCUAUAGUGCUUUGCAAGAUAAGGUAUUGGAGGUUACAAACUUGGGACUAACAACAACAAGUGCCUUGUUGGAGACUAAACUUCGUGGUGAUAAAAUUGAGAAAAUGAUGCAAUCUUUUUUCAUUGGCUGGAACUAUUUCACUGGUGCAGCUUCAGAAGGUCGAUUGCUUCUUAUUUGGCAGCAAAAUUUGGUGUCUGUUGAAGUUUUAAAGGAGACUGAUCAGUUACUUCAUGUCUGUGUUAAAGGCUUAAGGACUAAUAAGUUGUUUUGUGUUACAUUUGUGUAUGGUAGAAAUUCGAUUGAGGAAAGAGUGCCUCUUUGGAGUGAUCUGUCCGGUCUUUGUUUCCCAGCUACCCCUUGGCUGUUGGCUGGGGACUUUAAUGCAGUUUUUGAGGGUACAGACAGAAUUGGUGGACGCACCAUUUCUUCCCAUGAGUUAGUUGAUGCUCAACAUUGGAGGGCCUUGGGUUUAGUUGAUGAGUUGCGCGCUAGAGGGUCUCAUUAUACUUGGACAAAUAAACAGGCCAAUGAAGAUAGAAUCUUUUCGAAAUUGGACAGAGUCUUUAAAAAUGAAGAAUGGUUGGACCUUUUUCCUCAAGCUGAGGCUGUGUUCAACUGGGAAUUGCUCUCUGACCACUGUUACUGCAUUAUCAAACCAGAAGCUACUGUUAACUGUGGUAUUAAGCUAUUUAGAUUCUUCAAUAUGUGGACUGAACAUGAAAAAUUUAAACAUACUGUCUUGCAAAGCUGGUGCAAGCCUAGCAAAGGGUUUGGGCUGGAUCGAAUUUGUAGGAAACUAAGCAGACUUCAGAUAGUUCUUCGCAAGUUCAAUAAGCAUGUUAUGGGAGAUGUUGCUCAGAAUUAUGUUUUGGCUAAGGAGAAGUUUCAGGCUGCCCAAAUGUCUCUUCAGAGUAAUCCUCACUCGACAGAACUUCAAAGAGUAGAAGGUGCAGCAAGUGAUAAUUUUGCUUAUCAUGCUAGAACUUAUGAGAGCUUCCUGAGACAGAAAAGCAAAGUGGAUUGGCUUCGUUAUGGUGAUGACAACACGACAUAUUUUCACGCAUGUUUAAAACAAAGAAGAGCCUCUAAUUGUAUCACUUCAGUAGUGAAAGAAUCUGGUCAGAUAAUUGAGAAAUUUUAUGAUGUUGUGGAACACUUUGUGCUUCAUUUUCAGAAAAUCAUGGGAAGCAAAAGCAAUGCCUCGAGUUCCAUUCAGAGUUCCUGUUUUAAUCUUGGUCAUAAACUGACUUUGGACCAGCAGAUCAGUUUAGUGAGGCCUUUCACUACUAAGGAAGUUAAAGACGCUUUGUUUAGUAUUAACUCUAUUAAAAGUCCAGGGCCGGAUGGGUAUGGCUCAGGUUUUUUCAAAGCAAUGUGGAGCGAUUUAGAAGUUGAAAUCUCAGAAGCCAUAUUUGAUUUCUUUGAGCGCGGUAUUCUGCCAGAGGAGGUGAAUAAGGCUACUAUUUCCUUGAUUCCUAAGAUUGAUACACCUACUCGGGCAGCGGAUUAUAGGCCUAUUACGUGUUGCAAUUCUAUCUACAAGUGUAUAUCUAAAAUGCUUUGUGGUAGAUUGGCGAUGGAUAUUAUUAAAGGUUAUAAGAGGAAAAACAUUUCCCCUAGGUGUGUGAUGAAAAUUGACCUGAGUAAAGCCUAUGAUAUGCUUGAUUGGAAUUUUUUGGAGGACAUUCUCACUGAAUUCUGCUUUCUGAUUAAAUUCAUCAAAUGGGUAAUGGCCUGCUUGAAGGAUCCUACUUAUAUGAUUCUAAUGAAUGGUAGGGUUCAAGGGAAGUUUAGAGGCCGGAAGGGUCUUAGGCAAGGGGACCCGAUUUCUCCUUUGUUGUUUGUUCUAGCAAUGGAGUAUUGUACCCGGUUGUUAUGUCAAGCUUCCUUGGAUAAGGGAUUCCGCUAUCAUCCUAAGUGUAAGCAGCUAAAGAUUGUCAAUCUUUGUUUUGCAGACGAUUUGGUCAUAUUUUGCAAGGGAGUAACUAGCUCAGCUCAGAUAAUGAGGGACGAUUUUAAUGAGUUCUGCUUGGCUUCAGGUUUGUCUACUAAUAUGGACAAAUCUCAGGUCUAUUUUGGAGGUGUGGCUGAAAGAGAAACUCGUCAUAUGCUAGAGAGGCUCCGAUUUUCAAAAGGAAACUUUCCUCUAAAAUAUUUGGGAGUUCCUCUUCGAACAACAAGAUGGAAGGCUGGAGAUUGUGCUAUCAUUAUCAAAAAGAUACAGCUGAAAUUACAUACUUGGGCGAGUCGUCACCUAUCUUUUGCUGGGAGGGUGCAAUUAAUUAACUCUGUGCUUCUGAGUAUCAGAUCUUUUUGGAUGAGCACUUUUAUUCUCCCUAAGAGUGUCACUAAGGAAGUGGAUCGGUUAUGCAGGAAAUUCCUUUGGGGAGUUAAGGACAGCAAUAAGCAGCGUAGUAAAUUGCAUCUUACUGCCUGGGAUCAGGUGUGCCUGCCAAAAUGCAUGGGUGGUCUUGGUUUCAAGGAAGGUUGUAACUGGAAUAGAGUGCUUCUUGCUAAGUUUGUUUGGGCUGUUUCAACUAAGCAAGAUAUUCUUUGGGUGAAAUGGGUGGAUUCUAUAUAUCUGAAGGGCCAGGACUUCUGGAAUUAUAUUGUUCCCCAGGAUAUGAGUUGGUUACUUAACAAGGAUAGAGUUGAUUUUGAUAAUGUGGUCUGGAACUCUUUGGUUGUGCCUAAGCACAGGUUAGAUCUCGAUUGGAGAAUUGGCUGGGUAGAGGUAUUUGGCCGAGUUUGUAUGAUGAGUGGUGUUCUUGGAUGGUUGGUAAGCCGAAGGGGCUGA
Molecule: messenger RNA, 4092 nt
Organism: Humulus lupulus (European hop)
Lineage: Eukaryota; Viridiplantae; Streptophyta; Magnoliopsida; Rosales; Cannabaceae
Exons: 5
Coding region: 1-4092 (1363 amino acids)
Source: RefSeq, a predicted model, not a curated record